CCCCACGCGCAGGGCCGGCCGUGGCGGCAGCGGCAUGUAGCGGCGGGGCAGGAUGGAUUGGCGGGGGGGGCACUAGCAUGCAGCGCGAGCCAUCAGCUGUGGCCAGCAGCCCCACGCGCAGGGCCGGCGGUGGCGGCAGCGGCAUGUAGCGGCGGGGCAGGAUGGAUUGGCGGGGGCGGCACUAGCAUGCAGCGCGAGCCAUCAGCUGUGGCCAGCAGGCCUGCGAGAAAGGAGCGGAAGGAGGCUGGCAAGCCUGCUGCGGUGGAUGUACCUGACUGUAUCACGGGGCAGCUCACCCUCCUGCUCGGAAGCAUCACCAUCGCGAGCAGCAAACACCCAG
Molecule: messenger RNA, 340 nt
Organism: Astrephomene gubernaculifera
Lineage: Eukaryota; Viridiplantae; Chlorophyta; Chlorophyceae; Chlamydomonadales; Astrephomenaceae
Source: the annotation of a GenBank genome assembly